This is a messenger RNA of Sus scrofa (pig), 4367 nucleotides long. Lineage: Eukaryota; Metazoa; Chordata; Mammalia; Artiodactyla; Suidae. The record is from RefSeq and is a predicted model, not a curated record.
CAGGCCCUGCACCGCCUGGGGGCGGGGCCGCGCGCGAGCUGCGUCCCGCGGAGACGCGGUGCGUCACGCUCUAGGCGAGUCUUGCCCGGGCAGAGAUGGCUCCAAAGCGCUCGGCGGGCAGGGCGCCGCGGGGGCGCAAACUGCGCGGCCAGAAGGCCAAGGGCGAGGGCAAAGCCCGGCGCGAGGAGAAGGAGGCGGGAUGCAGGCGGAAGCAGGGGGCUGAAUAUGUGAAAGGUACUGCUAUUAUGUUGUGUCGCCACGAGACGAAGGGACCAAGACUUAGAGUGCUGUGGUGUGUGGAGAGUCCCAGAUUUGGAUCCCACCUGACAACGUGCAUAUCGAAUGUCUCUGAAGAUGAGAAACCUCUGAAGAAGAGCCUUCUCUCAAAAGUUUCACGAGGAAAGAGGAAGAGCAGCUGUGGUGCUUCUGGGGGCCCAGCAGCAGGUCCAGCGAGAAAGAAGGUGGCCAGAGCGACUGUGAAAUUGGAAACCCCCCAGGUUGUAAAGGAUGAAGCCCUCAGUGAUGAGGAUGACUUCAGGGACUUUACAAGCGCCCGGAAGAAGACGCACCUUCCAAAGAAAGAGGCUGCCGUGGACACAGGGGCCUGCGAAGGGGAUGCCGAGGAGGACAGUGAGGAUGACUGGGAAGAGGUGGAAGAACUCACUGAGCCUGUGCCUGGUGGCUUGGGAGAGAACACAGCCUUCUCUAAAUCUGCUGUGCCUGUGAAGCCAGUGGAGAUAGAAAUUGAAACCCCAGAGCAGGUGAAAGCACGAGAAAGAAGUGAAAAGAUAAAAAUGGAGUUUGAGACACAGCUGCGGAGGAUGAUGAAGCGUUUCAAUAAGGAAGUCCAUGAGGACACACACAAGGUCCACCUUCUGUGUCUGCUGGCAAAUGGCUUCUAUCGAAAUAGCAUCUGCAGCCAGCCAGACCUGCGUGCCAUUGGCCUCUCCAUCAUCCCAACUCGCUUUACCAAAGUGCCACCCCAAGACGUGGAUGUCUGCUACCUGUCGAACCUGGUGAAAUGGUUCAUUGGAACAUUUACAGUUAAUGCAGACCUUUCAACCAAUGAGCAGGAUGGCCUGCAGACGACGUUGGAGAGGAGGUUUGCUAUUUACUCUGCAAGAGAUGAUGAAGAGUUGGUCCAUAUAUUUCUGCUAAUCAUCCGGGCCCUGCAUCUCUCUGCCCGACUUGUGCUGUCCCUACAGCCAAUUCCGCUGAAGUCGUCAGCAGCAAAGGGAAAGAAAGCUUCCAAGGAGAGAUCCACAGAGGGACCUGGGUGUUCCUCAGAAACUUCCAGCCCAGGUCCCGCAAAGCAAACCAAACUGAAGAGCAGCAGCGGAAACAGACGGGAGGACCCCUCUUCUGAGGGUACCAGUGGUCCCCGGGCCAAAGGGAAGGGGAGCAAGGCGGCUGCAGCCACGAAGAAACAGAGAGAGCCGUCCUCCAGCGGGGAAGAGGAGGGCAAGGCGGCAGGGCAGCAGGGUGAGGCCCGGAGACCUGCACGCGGACGGCGGCGGCAGGCAGCCACCAGGGUAUCUUACAAGGAGGAGAGUGGCAGUGACAAGGCCAGCAGUAGCUCUGACUUUGAGCUCUCCAGUGGGGACAGCCAUUGCCCAUCCGACGAAGAUUCUGAGCCUGGCCUCCGGAGGCAGAGGAGAGCCCCAGGCCUGCCGAGGACAAAGGCGGGGGCCAAGAGUGACUCCAGGUCCCAGCGUGGCAGCCACCCCAAGCCCCCAGGCUUUCUGGCAGCAUCUGCAGGCCCGCCAGGCAGUAAGCGUAAAGGAGGCAAGAAGACAUCCGUGCGUGGGGAGGAGGCAGACGGAGGGAAAGUGGCUGGUGUGGACCACUGGCUGGAGGUGUUCUGUGAGCGGGAGGACAAGUGGGUGUGUGUGGACUGUGUGCACGGGGUGGUGGGCCAGCCCCUGACCUGUUACCAGUACGCCACCAAGCCUAUGACCUACGUUGUGGGCAUCGACGGUGAUGGCUGGGUCCGUGACGUCACCCAGAGGUAUGAUCCUGCCUGGAUGACAGCUACCCGCAAGUGCCGGGUGGACGCCGUGUGGUGGGCCGAGACCCUGCGACCCUACCGGAGCCCGCUGCUAGAGAGGGAGCAGAGGGAGGACCAGGAGUUUCAGGCAAAGCACCUGGACCAGCCUAUGCCCACUGUCAUCGGCACAUACAAGAACCACCCGCUGUAUGCCCUGAAGAGGCACCUCCUAAAGUAUGAGGCCAUCUACCCCGAGACGGCUGCCAUCCUCGGCUACUGCCGUGGGGAAGCCGUGUACUCCAGGGAUUGUGUGCAUACCCUGCACUCCAGGGACACGUGGCUGAAACAAGGGAGAGUGGUGAGGCUGGGAGAAGUGCCCUACAAGAUGGUAAAAGGCUAUUCUAACCGGGCCCGGAAGGCCCGCCUGGCCGAGCCGCAGCUGCGGGACCACAACGACCUGCCCCUGUUUGGCCAGUGGCAGACCGAGGAGUACCAGCCGCCUGUGGCUGUGGACGGGAAGGUCCCCCGGAAUGAGUUUGGGAACGUGUACCUCUUCCUGCCCAGCAUGAUGCCUGUGGGCUGCGUUCAGCUGAAUCUGCCCAACCUGCAGCGUGUGGCCCGGAAGCUGAACAUCGACUGUGUCCAGGCCAUCACUGGCUUUGACUUCCACAAAGGCUACUCUCAUCCCAUAACUGAUGGCUACAUAGUGUGUGAGGAGUACAGAGACAUUCUCCUGGCCGCCUGGGAGAACGAGCAGGCGCUCAUCGAGAAGAAGGAGAAGGAGAAGAAGGAGAAGCGGACUCUGGGGAACUGGAAGCUGCUGGUCAAAGGGCUGCUCAUAAGGGAGCGGCUGAGGCUUCGCUACGGGACACAGGUCAGUGUGGUCCUGGUGGGGAGCCUUUCUGCCCUGUCCCAGUGCCCCAGACCUGUGUCUCCCACACCGUGCGUCCUGUCCUCGUUGGGAAAGUUUCCUAGAAUCGGGCCCCAUCGGCUCAAGAGUACGCCCACUGGGGUCAGAUUCGGUAUCCUGCAAUCUCCAGGCCUCUUGAUGCCCCGGGGAGCUUGUUCAACACCCCUUCACAGCACCUGCAGCCCCCAUGGCUCCCACCAGGGCACAGAGGCCUCUGGACGAGGUUACAUGGAGGGUCCAGUGCUGAGUCAGGGAUGUGGAGAUGUGCUCUUGGGGCAGCUGUCACCCCACUGUUCUGUUCCUCCCUUGCCAUCCCACGCACUGCCCCUCCUGCUAGCUCCUCCACCCUCUGCUGUCACCCCCGCUUCCAGGGUGCCUCCAGCACUGAGCUGGUUCUGAGACUUCAUGCAUCUUUUUCAGAAGUGAGGUAAUAAGUGUGCCGCCCCAAGCAGCAGUUCCUCCUGGAGUAGGUAUAGCUCUUCGAGGGCCGUUCCCUCCUCAACACCUCUGUGUACGCAGCCCUGAGCACCCAGCACGUGCUCUAGGGCCUGCUCAGCUGAGCACCAGCCAUGCCAUCCCCCCCCCCAACUCCCCUUCACAGCUCAGUGCCACUUCCUGACGCUGCUUUCUCUGUCUCCGCCCAGAGCAAGACAGCUGCUCCCCACACAGACACAGGAGGACUGUCUUCAGACGAGGAAGAGGGCACCAGCUCGCAAGGGGAAGCGGCCAGGAUCCUGGCUGCCUCCUGGCCCCAAAACCGAGAGGCUGAGGAGGAACGGGAGCGGAAAUGCCCCAAGAGAACCAGGAGGGAGAAGAAGGAGGCAGCUUCCCACCUGUUCCCUUUUGAGAAGAUGUGAUGUUGAAUGGUUACCUGCUCAGUGGCUUGGCCCUGAGGGUACCUGGGCCCUGAGGGCUGAGAAGGCACAGAGGUAGCAUGUGCUACAGACGAGGGCCGGGGCAAGCAUCCCGUGGGUUUGCCUGGCUGCAGUCGGGGUGGAGUCACCCAGGGUCGGACUUUACCACCACAACCUAGGCUUUGAGCUGACACUUCCUCAGGAGCCCUCCUGCCCCCGAGACUUCCCCUCCUGGAACCAUGGGGAACGUCUGGUGAUGGUGAGGUUAGGGAUGCGCCAGGCCUUGUUUCCCAGUAGAGUCCCGCUGCAUCUGGUGCUGCUUAACACCGUACAGGGAGAACAAGUCAAUGUAGGCCACCUCGGGGGGGUAAGCUCUGGGACCUACUUUUCCAGGUAACGUUUGGUGGUGGCAGCAACCUCGAACAAAAAGCUAUAAUCAGGAAAGAAAAGGAAAAACAAUGGGAAUUAAAGAAAUGUUAGGAAGGGUGGAUCACUGUUCAACUAGAUUUUAUUCAUUACUGGAAACAUUUAUAAAGCUCUAUGCAAAGUAGUUAUUUAGGAGAAAUAACUUUUACAAUAUUUUGAGAAAAAAAAUAAAGCACUUACAUAAGAAGAC